AUGGCCGUUGGCAGCAGCAAACAAUGUCGGGUCGUAGGCUGUGAUAGGAAGCACGUCUACGACACCAUUGGAGGGGCCAGGGUCUACUCAGCCUACUGUCAGGACCAUACCUGCCAGGCCCCGAGGAACGAGAACACUCCAUUCUGCAUCAACCCGCGAGACUCAUCCAACCGGUAUUGCUCCUUCCACGGAAAAUGCCGUGGCGGCCGAGGCUGCACGGCGCAGGCUUCCCGGUCUGAAAAGGAGCCUUUCCCUUAUAUCUGCCCUCAUCACAGCUCCAGCUGUCAUCAGGCCAAAUACGACAUCCACAACCGGGACUCCAAGUACUGCUCCGCCCACGAGUGCUCCGUCGAGAAGUGUCUUCACGAAGCCAAAACGACAGCUCUACACCGCAACGGCUUCUGCCGAUCCCAUGCUUGCAUCGAGAAAGGGUGCAAGGAGUCUCGUUUAGGCGGCCGGGAUCACAUUCACCAAUGCCUCGCACAUUGGACAAAGGACGUCCGCAAGAACGCUGCUUCCGAGGUGGGACACCGGGCUGACCUCGAACGGUUCCAAUUGGAAGAAGAGAUCCGAGACCUUGAGCGUCGCGAAUAUCUACGCCAAACUGCAGAGCGUGAAGAACGAAAGCGGGCUGAAGAGGAGAUCCGAUACGCCGAACAAGUCAGGCAAGCCAAGGUUGAAUUAGAAAAGAAGAGGCUAGCCGAGCAUCUCGCAAAAGUGGAAGAAGAACGGCGACAACACGAGGCUAAUGAGCGAUUCGAGAAGAAGGUCGCUGCCCGGGUAGCCGCAGAGGAGGCUCGUCGGGACUUCGAGGCACGUGAGGCACAGAGAGCGGAGCGCGAGAAACAGCGCCGAGAAGAAGAAAUCGCCCGCGUGGCCGUUGAACGCGAACGGGCAAGACAGGCCGCAGAGAGGAUUGCCAGAGAAGAUGACGAGGCACGACGAAGAGCUGCAGACGAAAGGUUUGCUGAUGAGCUCAGAAGGGGACUACGUGCUAGGGAGCAACUCGAAGAGGACAGAAGGGCUGAGGAAGAGCAAUUGAGGAGAUUAAGGGAUCGUGGAAGGAGGAGGGAGACUGCGUUCGACCAUAUCUGGAUCGGCGAGAAAAUCUUUCCCACUUCCAUCUGGAUAUAUCGCGAGGUACGUGUAACAGAUGAGCGUCGAAAAAAUGUCUUCAUCCGCAAUCAUAUCAAUGCCCCAAACAUGGUGGGCUCCACGCCCAAGGACAUCGCCGUAAGCUGGGGCCUCGACGAGGUCAAGAUUCCUUUUGGGUUUUCGCAUUUCCCCUACGAGAUUGCCGCGUCACCCAAAAGUUGGGCCGAGUCCACUGGGAAGAUUUCCUUCUUUAGGAACCAUGAUAAGACGAGUACUUAG
Diaporthe amygdali is the source of this 1374-nucleotide messenger RNA. RefSeq lists its product as uncharacterized. The record is from RefSeq and is a predicted model, not a curated record. Bases 1 to 1374 code for a protein of 457 amino acids. The transcript has 6 exons. Lineage: Eukaryota; Fungi; Ascomycota; Sordariomycetes; Diaporthales; Diaporthaceae.